AUGUGCCCAAUUUGCUUGAGGUUUCCGGAGUCAGUUGUCCACGCACUUUGGGAUUGUGAUGCGGCUAGAGAUGUGUGGGCAGGUAGCUUAAAAAUUCUGCAGAAAGGUGGGUCAGGUAUGGUGGAUAUGCUUCAUUUAAUGGAAUACUUAAUGGAGCGGGUAGAGUCUCAUGAUCUGGAGGUUGUGCUAGUUCAAGCAUGGCUGAUUUGGAAUCAAAGAAAUCGGGUUGUGCAUGGGGGUAAGUUUCAUGACCCAGGCUGGUUGAAUAAUCGGGCAACAGAGGUUCUUGAGGAGUUUCGGACUGCUUCUGCAUUAAUGGGACCAUCACAUGGAGGGCUAGCUUCUCAGGACACUUGGCAGCCCCCUCCUCCUUUGAUCUUCAAGCUUAACUUUGAUGCAGCUCUGUUUUCGGCUCUUAAAAGUUCAGGUUUUGGUGUAGUUAUUCGGAACGAAAAAGGGUGA
Quercus lobata is the source of this 462-nucleotide messenger RNA. RefSeq lists its product as uncharacterized. Lineage: Eukaryota; Viridiplantae; Streptophyta; Magnoliopsida; Fagales; Fagaceae. The coding region runs from base 1 to 462 and encodes 153 amino acids. The record is from RefSeq and is a predicted model, not a curated record. The transcript has a single exon.